GCUCCCCCAGCCCCACGAGUCAACGUUGCACAUUAUUUUCCCCUCUCACAUAACCUAAAAGACGACGACUUCCUCUCCAACUUUGUUGGACCCAUCUCUGACCUCGACGCCAUCUUGCACUAAUGCCUUCGCCUUUUGACCAGUCCGGCCAUGGACUUCCCGGGACGUCUCCCCGGCGCAGGCCUGGCCGAUUUGAUACGCGCUUCGGAGCUCCUUGCUGACCGAUUCGAUCUUGUGGCCAAGAGCCUCAACACGGCACCAGUCACCUUGGCUGCCGUCGCCAAAGAAUGCCGUGCCGUCACGGAUGCUCUGCGCCGGUUCGAGUACCUCCGCGAAACCAUCCCGGAAACACUGCCUUUCGAUCCUGUUCUUCUCGACGAGUCUUGCCAUGACGCCUUGAACUCCAUUUUCAACGACUUGUCGUCACUCGAUGUCUACAGCACACGCAUCCGCCCUGCCACGAGCGACAAUAAUGUCGAUAUGUCCUCGGGUCAGAUCACCAUCAUCUGGAAUGAACCAUAUUUAAAACAAAUGAUUCGUCAAACCAAAAUCGGCCGUCAAUCUCUCGCCUUUCUUCUAAAUUGUGUUCCAAGCGAACAUGUUACAUCCAAAAACCUCUCUACAUUUAUGCAUUCUUCUCGUUCAGUGCCAUGGCAUUGCGCCAUGAGCCCAGCAGUGCUUAACAAAGGCAGCCGCUUGCGGCUAUCAACUACUAGGGUUCGCCCGCGACCUGACAUCUACCCUAUCAGCGACCUGUCCGAGAUUCACUCGGCCCUGAAGAGACUCAAGCCGCCACCAGGCACAAUUUAUCGGCAAAGCCCGCGAACGACCAAGGAUCUUCACGACGCCAUCGACCGCGAAGACGAGGCUGCUGUGGUGAAACUAUUGCUUCAGAGAAUCGAUCCAAAUAUACCUCGCUUUGGCUCAAAGCUUUCGCCUCUGCGCCGCGCUCUCGGCCGCCAGAUCCCAUCCCUCGUGACGUUUCUGGUUAUGGCCGGUGCAGACCUCGAGGACCGCGAUGAUCAAGGCGAAACGAUCCUGAUCACGGCCGUCAAGUACGCGUACUCUGAAAAGAUCAUUGCACUGUUGUGCGACCUUGGCGCAGACGUCAACGCUGUUGACAACCUGGGAUGCUCGGCUGUUCACCAUGCCGCCAUGUCAGCUAACGAAGACGAUACUCUCGCUGUGCUUGUACAUGCUGGAGCGGACGUCGAUCACAGGGAUUUCGCGACCCGGACGCCUCUAAUAGCAGCUGUCCAGAAAUACCGUUUCAAAAGCAUCGAGAAGCUAAUCGAAUACGGCGCAGACCUAGAAACUCGUCUGCAAAAUGGCCAGACGGCGCUCCAUGUCGCCAUAUCAAUGAAAAGCAGGCCCAUGACAGAGUUUCUCUCAGAUCAGGGUGCCUACCUCGACCGACGGGUCAACGGGCAUACCGCCUUGACAUACGCAAUAGUCACGGAGUGUUCCGAUAUCGCCGAGGUGCUGAUCGAGGCCGGUGCCGAUGUCGACUUACCUGGUUCACAAGGUAACUUCCCGCUACAAGCCGCAGCCGCGGCUGGAGACCAACGCACCACGAAGCUUCUACUUUCCCGAGGAGCCAAAUACGAAGCCGUUGGAACUGACGGGUUUCUACCCGUUCACAUAGCAGCCCAUGUGAAUCAAGUCGAGGUGCUGCGGCUCCUACUCAAGGCCGGAUCCGCGAUCGACCCCAUCACCGAACGCGGUGAGACUCCCCUCGCAAUUGCAACGCACUUUGGAUGCUUCGAGGCCGCUCAGUUUCUAAUCGAAGCCGGCGCGGACGUCGACUACGCCACACCUGGGGCGGACAAUAUCAUCUGUCAGGCACUGAAAGCCGGCCACACCCGCAUCGCCGUAGCUCUGGUCCAAGGAGGUGCGGACAUCACUUACACGUUACUACGAAACGCCAGCAUGACGCCGCUGCAUCUUGCAGCCCACUAUGGGCAAAACGACGUCCUUACCGCCAUGGUCAACGCAGGGGCUGACCUAGAGAUCCGAACCUGGCCUGGCUUCACGCCGCUCUUUCCCGCCGUCCGGGCCGGCCAUCUUUCUACUGUGCGCCUGCUCCUAGCAGCCGGCGCUUUUUCGAGAGUGCGGUCGAUGUCAGGCGCGAAUCUGCUGUUUGUCGGCAUUGCCGAGCCCGCCAUGAUGAAGCUCCUCAUAGAGCUCGGGCUCGAUAUCCACGAGCGCGACCACCACGGCGCAACGCCACUCCAUUAUGCAGCUCUACAUGGCCACACUGCAACGGUGAAGCUCCUACUGCAGCGGGGCGCGAUAUUGGUCCAUGCGAGCGCAGUCUAUGACACGCUCCAUGACUACAAGCAGAAAGGCCCUUAUCGCCAGGGUACUCCCGCCGGCCUUGCACGGCAAAAUGGUCAUAUCAAGAUCGCUCGACUAAUCGAGGGCUGGAAAUACAAGCCCUGAGGGGCAGUUCGUACGAUCUGCCCGUAGUUUUUAUCUCUAUUAAACCCCACUUUCUACCCCUAUAUUUUCUUUCCUGUCAUAUGUUUACGGAGCUAUCACGGCAUCAUGAGAUACCCGAAGUUUAUAGUCAAGCGUUUACUGACGUACGUAUCAAUCACCAUCGGCCUGAACAGGUUUUUUUUUCCCUUUAUCCAAAUAAACUACAUGAACGACCUCAGAUAAAUGUUACCAAGGUGAUGACUCUGUUUGCGUGGAUGGGGCAAUCGGUAUAUCGUGCACAAUGCCUCCACAGCUUCCAAU
Molecule: messenger RNA, 2742 nt
Organism: Colletotrichum navitas
Lineage: Eukaryota; Fungi; Ascomycota; Sordariomycetes; Glomerellales; Glomerellaceae
Product: ankyrin repeat-containing domain protein
Exons: 2
Coding region: 151-2442 (763 amino acids)
Molecular function (GO): protein binding
Source: RefSeq, a predicted model, not a curated record